This is a messenger RNA of Lizanozyma spartinae, 612 nucleotides long. RefSeq lists its product as uncharacterized. The record is from RefSeq and is a predicted model, not a curated record. The coding region runs from base 1 to 612 and encodes 203 amino acids. The transcript has a single exon. Lineage: Eukaryota; Fungi; Ascomycota; Pichiomycetes; Serinales; Debaryomycetaceae.
AUGGACGAGGAGAGCAUAUUAGACUCUCAAUUGGAUAGAGCUGAACAAGACAGCAAGAUAGUUAAGCGAGUGCUUUCGUCGUGCCAAUGGGACUAUUUCACCAUACUAGACAUUGAGCCUGAACGGGUUGUUUCCAAUGACCUUGAAUCGCUAGUCACUGAAGUUAAAAAGUCGUUUAGAAAGACAUCGCUUCGAUUGCAUCCUGAUAGAAACAAGCAUGUUGAGGCACCAGAAGCGUUUGCUCGACUUAAGAAGGCAGAACUGGUGAUAACCUCUGACAACAACGAAGAAGAACGUACAAGACUAAUAGAUAUCUAUAAGGAUGUGGUGAACAACAACCAUGAGGGUCUUAGUGAUAUCAGAAGUCGGAUAGCCCUGGUUUUGGAGGAGUUAGUCCAUCAACAAGAAACAGAUAAACUCGCCAGACAGCAUCAGGAAGCCUCACGAUUGGCUGAACAAACAAGACACAGAAAGAUCCAACAAAAUAAAAGGCAAUCGGAAAGACAAUGGGAAGAUGAUAGAGACCAUAGAGUGGCUAAUUGGAGAUCAUUUAUAGGGAAAGUUGACAAGAAGAAGAAGAAGAAGACUGGUAAGUUAAAGAAGUUAGCAUAA